AUGAGCAGGAAAAGUAUGGAAAAUGCCUCUUCUGUUAGCAGGAACUUUGUUCUUCUUGGAAUUGUGGAGAUGGAAGAGCUGAGCUAUCUCUACUGCAUUCUUUCCCUGUUCAUAUACAUAUUUAUAAUGGUGUUGAGUUUGGAGAUUGUGCUUGUGGUUCUGACAGAAGAAAGCCUCCAUGAGCCCAUGUACAUCUUCAUAUGUAAUCUCACCUUCAACGGAAUGUUGGGCAGCAGCUCUUUCUUUCCCAAGCUGAUCAUUGACUUGUUGACUUCAUCCCAUCAGAUCUCACACGUUGGCUGCUUCCUCCAAGUUCUUGCUAUGAUGACUUAUGCCUUUUUUGAGCUCUCCUCUUUUACAAUCAUGGCCUAUGACAGAUAUUUGGCUGUGUGCGACCCCUUGCGAUAUGUCACCAAAAUGACCAACGCAAAAGCCAUAAAGCUCAUCCUAGGUUUCUUUGCUUACUCGUUUAUUAAUAUCUUGGUUGCGGUUAUUUUAUCCUCAAGACUUACUUAUUGCGGGUCACAAAUCAAAAAUAUAUUUUGUGAUAACCUUUCCCUUAUUGUCCUGUCUUGUGGAGAUUCCUCUGUAAAUAAUGUCUAUGGGGCCCUAAGUACCGUUACUUUGUUGGUUUUCACAUUACUGAUUACUGCUUAUUCCUACCUAAAAAACUUUAUGGUUUGUCUUAAGAUUUCCAAGGAAGCCUGUGAGAAAGCCAUUCAUACUCUGAUCACCCACUUACUUGGCUUUUCUAUCUUCUUGGUUGGGGGGAUGUUUAUUUUCAUACGAUUCAGACUGGGGAACAACAAUCUCCCUCUUUUUUCCCAAGUUCUUCUCUCUGUAACUUUUAUCGUUUUCCCUCCUCUCCUCAACCCUCUGAUAUAUGGAAUAAGGACUAAAGCAUUAAGGGUCAAAAUCUUUCAGCACCUGCACAAAAUAAGAAUCAUAUCCAAACUCUAA
Molecule: messenger RNA, 960 nt
Organism: Xenopus laevis (African clawed frog)
Lineage: Eukaryota; Metazoa; Chordata; Amphibia; Anura; Pipidae
Product: olfactory receptor 8H1
Exons: 1
Coding region: 1-960 (319 amino acids)
Source: RefSeq, a predicted model, not a curated record